This is a messenger RNA of Aphanomyces invadans, 1518 nucleotides long. RefSeq lists its product as hypothetical. Lineage: Eukaryota; Oomycota; Saprolegniomycetes; Saprolegniales; Verrucalvaceae. The coding region runs from base 1 to 1518 and encodes 505 amino acids. The transcript has 7 exons. The record is from RefSeq and is a predicted model, not a curated record. Gene Ontology annotation, cellular component: Golgi apparatus; membrane. Gene Ontology annotation, biological process: transport.
AUGGGUGCGAGCGCCCGCCGCGGGGCUGUGAUGGCAAUGGCCUUGGUGUUCCUUGUCCAAACAGUUGUGGCGUCGGUGUACACCAUCCACAAUGCCCAGAUGUCUGCAGCUUUUUCGAAUCCGUUCGACUUCGCUCUUCAGCGGGCCGAGAAAAUGUUUGCCACGGACAAGGGUCCCUUCCUCGGCGUGUAUGGUGAAUCCCGCAUCGAUCUCGAGAUUGAAGGGUUGCACGUCACGCCCAACAUGGACGGGUGGAAGGUCGUGGUUUUCCACUACCACGCGGACGACCUGUCGUUCUUGACAAGCAUGGAAGAGAACAUUUACAUGUUUGCAUGCUCGCCGGAGAAGCAGAUCUUCUCGACCGACGGCAGCAACCACUUUUCGCGCGAAGAGUUCAUGGUGAUGAACCGCCUUUUGAUGGCCAAGACGUCAUACAAGGUACUCACGAGUGGCUGGAUCGACACCGUCGUCGUCGUGUGCACGAAAGAAGGGAGCCGCGCCGAGGAUGCACUCAACUUUACCGGCACGCUGACUGUGCGAAACCCGUAUGGUUUGUUGCCGGCGGUGUUUUACGGCCUCUUGCCGUUCAGUGGGUUCCUCGCACUCGGGUAUCUCGUGCUGGCCAUCUUUUUCGGACUGCUUCUAGUGUGCUACCGCAAGACGCUCAUCCGCCUCCAGCAUGGCAUUUUUUCCGUGCUGGGACUAGGUGUCGCGUCCAGCAGCAUUUGGUUUCUCGCGCUGACUCAAAUGAACGACCAAGGCGAGCCGUUCCGGUGGCCGUUGCCGCCGCUAUAUAUCACGGCGGUUGUGUUCGACGUGGGUAUGCGCACCUUCGCGCGGUCGUUGCUCCUGGUCGUGUGCCUCGGGUACGGCAUCGUGCGAAACUUUCUUCCGCCCGUCCAAAAAUGGCUCAUCGUGGUGCUCUCCGUGGCGUACUUUGGCACGGGUGUUGGCGACGAUUUGUGGCGCGACGGGUUGCUGGAUUAUCAAAGUGCGCACCGCCGCCCGAGCGUGUGGUCUUUCCUCCAGUUGCUGUGCAACUUGUCGUUCGUGCUGUGGAUCUAUGUCGCCCUUGAAACGAUCUUGAAAGAGCUCCAAGUCCAAAAACAGUCGGCCAAGCUCAACAUGUACAAGUCCCUCGCGUGGGCUUUGGGUGGCUUCGUCGUAUUCUUUGCCAUCUUGACCAUCGUAUCGGUCUGCGGUCGCUUUGGUGUGUUUGAGUGGAAAAUCGAGUGGGAAUGGAUGCAGCUCGUGGCAUGGCCGGUCCUCAACUUUAUUGUGUCGCUCGCGAUGUGUGUGAUCUGGCGGCCCACGGCCCGGUCGUCCCAAUUUGCGUUUUCAACCCAGCUGCCCAUGACGGAAGCCGCAGACGACAGUGACGACGAGACCGAUGUCGAAAUGGCGUCGGCCCGCCGCAGCGUGCCACCGACGUUUACGAAGUCGAGAGCGAGGCCGAAGAGCCCGAAGGCGAACGCGCCAACAUCAAGCAGGAUCUGGAGCUGCCGCCCGUCGCUAUGA